AUGAUCACUCGUGCCCAGAAGAGAAGCCGUGCCGAAACUGAGAAGCAAGAUGAUGAUAACGAACAUAAGCAGCGUUUAAAAGAGGACGAGAUUGUGCUUCCCAGCGACUUUAUUGAGAAACAUACUAAUGAGUUCGUUAUAGGGUGCGAGAGGGUAUUAGAGGUGGACCCCAGCGUUAGGACCAUAAUGUUACUUAACAGUUUUAUGCUUUUUUACCGUACUGAUGAUAGUGAUGACAUUGCAAAAGUCUCCCUUCAGGACGCAUUUACGAGACUGGGGAGUACUAUUAUGGGCCAACAGAUUAGUAAUAACGCCGCGAUGAGUAUAAGAAAACGGUUCAUGGACCAUUUCGAUGGGUUGUUCCCCACUUUCUUGACGUUGCACAAGGAUCUGAAGGACCCGGAGAAACGCAGUAUCAUAAAGGCGUGUGGCCUUAGUGACAGGAAACUGUCAUAUCUUGAAUCGCUGGCAUUGUAUUUCAGCGAGAACUCGAAGGAGAUAGAUACGCUUUUCAAAACUAGGGACAACGACAGUGAGGUUGUUGAUCAUCUUGUUAACAAUAUCAAGGGGAUUGGACCCUGGAGUGCCAAGAUGUUUUUGCUAACGGCACUGAAGCGGUUGAACGUCUUUGUUCCAGAAGAUUUAGGCAUCGCGAGAGGGUUUUCGCGCUAUAUUAGCGACAAACCAGAGCUUUUGGCCGAGUUGAUGAAAAAUAGAGGUAGCGUCAUCAAGAAGAGCAAGAUCAAGCACAAAAAAUUCAAUUGGACCAUCUACGACGACGACAUUAUGGAAGCGUGUGCGGAUAGGUUCGCUCCAUACCGCAGCAUAUUUAUGGUGCUAAUGUGGAGACUGUCCAGCGAGGACACCAUGGCAAUGGUCAAAAUAGAGAAGGAAUUCAUGCAACAGAUCUAG
Messenger RNA from Huiozyma naganishii CBS 8797, 912 nucleotides. RefSeq names its product DNA-3-methyladenine glycosylase II (gene MAG1). Gene Ontology annotation, cellular component: protein-DNA complex; nucleus. Bases 1 to 912 code for a protein of 303 amino acids. The transcript has a single exon. Lineage: Eukaryota; Fungi; Ascomycota; Saccharomycetes; Saccharomycetales; Saccharomycetaceae. Gene Ontology annotation, biological process: base-excision repair; DNA alkylation repair; base-excision repair, AP site formation. Gene Ontology annotation, molecular function: alkylated DNA binding; DNA-7-methylguanine glycosylase activity; DNA-3-methyladenine glycosylase activity. The record is from RefSeq and is a predicted model, not a curated record.